AUGUCAGCGCGAAAGGAGGCUCCAAGAAAAGCCAAAGGUCCUAGCAAGGCCCGUAGUCAAAAUAGCUCGGGUAGGACUCCUGGGGGUUCGCGCAGUCCGGCGGUCAGUCAGAAACCCACCGCUCAGCAGGUGCAGGACGAAGAUCACAACGAUCUCCAGUGCAUUAUUUGUACGAAUGAUUUGGUAUACGCAGCUUUGUUGCCAUGUGGUCACACAACUUGUCAUGAGUGUGCCUUAAGGCAAAGGGCUUUGUAUGAGAAAAAAAGCUGUUUUGUUUGCAGAACCGAGCAGCCGAGAACCACAUUCACAGAUCUGAUUACGAAGCAGUUCUCGGACUUCACGACGGCCGAUUUUGCCAGCAGCAAUGAGACUUAUGGGAUUGAUUUUACGUCUGAACACGUCAAGGAAGAAGCUAUGAAACUGCUGAGCAAUACCUGUCCCAUGAAGCAGUGUGAUGCAACAGAGUUCCCUUCUUUCAAGAAACUCAGUGAGCAUGUGAAAAAGGCUCAUGACAGGCUUUAUUGUUUGAUCUGCGCAUACCACAAGAAGGCAUUUGUUUCGGAGUUAAAAUUAUACACACCUAAGCAAAUUCACCAGCACCAGGUGAAGGGAGACGAAGAAGGGUUCCAUGGUCAUCCGGCCUGCAAGUUUUGUGCUGGGAAGAGGUUUUACUCUUCAGACGAGCUUUUUGUUCACAUGAGGUCUGAUCACGAGAAAUGUCAUGUUUGUGAACAGAUUGACUCGACUGAACCUCAAUACUUCAAAGAUUACCCGCAGCUGGAAAACCAUUUCAGAGCCACUCAUUACAUAUGCACCGUUCCCUCGUGUUUGGAGCAGAAGUUUGUGGUUUUCAGAGACGAUCUCGAUCUUAGAGCGCAUAUGUUGAAGGAUCAUCAGGACAUAGUUGGACGCAAUAACAAUCUGUUUCAAUUCGGUGUCAGUGAUCACGGGUUUGGGUCGCAAUUAUCGACGUUCCGUGCUCCUACGCAGCCGACACGAAAUGGACGUAAUGAGUCAGAAGAGUCCAAAGAUUCUAUUGAAACAAGGAGAAAGCGUCUGAAUGAGAGAGCUCGGUUUUACCUGAACAAUUCGUCCGAGGAUUUCAGCGAGUUCGUUGCUAUCAACUCGGCAUUUGAUGCAGGCACUAUGCCGGCCUCUGUCAUUAACGAAAAGUACAAAGUGUUGUUCAAGAAAAACCCAGAAGCUGAUAUCUCGCUUCUUCUUUUUGAUCUUGCAAAGCUUUAUCCCGAGACUUCAGAGAAAAGAAUGCAAUUGAACGCUAUUACGGGAUCGUCUACGCCUAAAGGCGAGGAGUUCGACAAGCUGUUCCCGGCCCUUCCAGGCACCACACCCGAAUCUCGAGUGGUGAUCUCAGGUUGGAAUAACUCUCAGACUCAGAAGAAAAAGAAGGCCAUAAACUCGGAGCUGUUUCCACAACUUUCUGGAGGUUCUUCGAGUUCUCCCAGCAUCUCCAAUAUUCCUUCGGUUACUAGGUCCUCCAAACCAGUGAGACUGAAUGUCUACAAUGGACCCAGCUCUGCUUCCUCCUCAAAAACUUCAUGGGCUUCUCCUAGUGCUGGUUCUAAAGCUCCAAAGAUAGACACUUCCAAGUUUCCAGCGCUAGAAGCUAGAGAGACAAAGUACAGGCCACCCAGAGUGAAUCCCGUUCAGACUGGUCUUGGUCAAUGGGGUUCACCAAGUCUUGCGGGAUCAGGAUCAGCCAGUCCAAUCAGUGGUAGUUCGUCUCAUUUAGACUUGUCGUCAUUCAGUGAGGCUCUUGAUGCCUCCAGGAAUGGCACAGAAAAAAACAGAAAAAAGAAGGGCAAGCAGUUGCUAAUCCAUUAUGGGCUAUAG
Messenger RNA from Kuraishia capsulata CBS 1993, 1854 nucleotides. RefSeq lists its product as uncharacterized. Gene Ontology annotation, molecular function: ribosome binding; ubiquitin protein ligase activity. Gene Ontology annotation, biological process: rescue of stalled cytosolic ribosome; protein ubiquitination. The record is from RefSeq and is a predicted model, not a curated record. Lineage: Eukaryota; Fungi; Ascomycota; Pichiomycetes; Pichiales; Pichiaceae. The coding region runs from base 1 to 1854 and encodes 617 amino acids. The transcript has a single exon.